AUUCCAUGCCAAGCAAGCAAUUUAUCCUUGACACGAAAAUUGAAAUGGCGCUGAGGCUGACUACUGUUGUUUCAAGUGUUGGUCAUUCGGGGAAACCCAGGUUUAGGUUCAGAAUCAGAAGUGUUGCUGCCACAGUUAGAAACAUGGCCUUCAGUGCAACCUCCAAGGUAAUUGAUUCCCAUCUCCACGUGUGGGCUUCACCUCAAGAGGCUGGCAGAUUCCCUUAUUCUCUUGGACAAGAACCUACUUUACCAGGAAAUGCCGAGUUUUUGCUCCAGUGUAUGGAGGAGGCAGGAGUAGAUGGUGCACUCAUUGUGCAGCCAAUUAAUCAUAAAUUUGAUCAUAGUUAUGUCACAAGCGUUUUGAAUAAAUACCCAACGAAAUUUGUUGGUUGUUGCCUUGCUAAUCCAGCAGAUGAUGGAAGUGGGCUUAGGCAGUUUGAAGAUCUUGUUUUGAAGGACGGUUAUCGUGCUGUUCGAUUCAACCCAUAUUUGUGGCCACCUGGAGAAAAGAUGACAAAUAAAGUUGGGAAGGAAAUUUUCCAAAGGGCUGGAGAACUCAAUGUGCCAGUGGGCUUCAUGUGUAUGAAGGGGCUUGAUCUGCAUAUUUCUGAAAUUGAGCAAUUGUGCACAGAAUUCCCAUCAACAGUUGUAUUGCUUGAUCACUUGGGCUUUUGCAAACCACCAAUAAAUGAUGAGGAAGGUCUUGUCUUUUCUCAACUUUUAAAUCUGUCUAGAUUCCCACAAGUACAUGUGAAAUUUAGUGCCCUUUUCAGAGUGUCAAGAGCACAGUUUCCUUAUCUAGAUUUGUCUCCUCUCUUUUCCCAAGUUGUCUCUCACUUUGGUGCUAACCGUGUAAUGUGGGGCAGCGAUUUUCCAUUUGUUGUUGCUGAAUGUGGUUACAAAGGAGCCAAAGAAGCAGUGCAUCUUAUUGCCAGUGAGAUCUCUUUGCCUUUAUCAGAUUUAGAGUGGAUCAUGGGGAGGACAGCUACACAACUCUUCCAAAACCAAUUGACUCCAGUCAAUAGUUGAGAGUGGGGAUGCUGUUUGAGUUGUAUAAAAAGUUUUUAGCUGUUAUAGUGGAAAUUAGAUGUUGAAUACUUGAAUAUAAAUUUACAAUUCUGACAGCAUUGAAGACGUAUUUUAGUUGUCUGACUGAGCUCUUCUUGUUUUUGGUAACGCUGUGACAUAAAAGAACAUCUUUACAACUUUUUUCUUUUUAAAAAA
Molecule: messenger RNA, 1226 nt
Organism: Glycine soja
Lineage: Eukaryota; Viridiplantae; Streptophyta; Magnoliopsida; Fabales; Fabaceae
Exons: 10
Coding region: 6-1031 (341 amino acids)
Biological process (GO): secondary metabolic process
Cellular component (GO): cytoplasm
Molecular function (GO): carboxy-lyase activity; hydrolase activity
Source: RefSeq, a predicted model, not a curated record